Cyprinodon variegatus (sheepshead minnow) is the source of this 814-nucleotide messenger RNA. Its product is annotated as glutathione S-transferase theta-1-like. Gene Ontology annotation, biological process: glutathione metabolic process. Gene Ontology annotation, cellular component: cytoplasm. The record is from RefSeq and is a predicted model, not a curated record. Lineage: Eukaryota; Metazoa; Chordata; Actinopteri; Cyprinodontiformes; Cyprinodontidae. Gene Ontology annotation, molecular function: glutathione transferase activity. Bases 84 to 806 code for a protein of 240 amino acids. The transcript has 5 exons.
CACUUGGGGAUAACAGGCGCGGUAGGGAAGGAGCAUUGAGCACACUGAGGGGAACAUUGUGGACACAAAGCAACCGCAGCAUCAUGGAGCUCUACCUGGACCUGCUUUCCCCACCAUGCCGUGCUGUCUAUCUGUUUGCAGAAGCUCUGAAAAUCCCUUAUGAGUUUAAGUCGGUCAACCUUUUUCAAGGACAGCAGUACACCAAGGAGUUUGGAGAACUUAGCAUCAUCAGGAAGGUUCCUGUUCUGAAGGACGGCAGCUUCGUUCUCACAGAAAGCAUUGCCAUCCUACAGUACCUGGCGCAGAAAUGCUCCGUGGCAGACCACUGGUUUCCAGCUGACCUGCAGCAGCGAGCACGUCUUAGUGAAUACUUGUCCUGGCAGCACUUGAACCUUCGAUUUCACUGCUCAAAGGUCUUCCUGCUCAGGGCUUUGCAUCCAUUUGUCAUGGGCUCUGAGGUCCCAAAGGAGAAGAUGGACGCUGCUAUGGAGGAUAUGAAGCAGUCCCUGGACUUUCUGGAGGAAAAGUUCCUCCAGAACAAGCAGUUUAUCAAUGGGAGUAAGAUCUCUCUGGCCGAUCUGGUGGCCAUAGUGGAGAUGAUGCAGCCUCUGGCAGUGGGCGUGGAUGGUUUCAAAGAUCGACCGAAGCUGUUGGGCUGGAGAGACCGAGUGAAGAAGGAGCUGGGAGAAAAGCUGUUCAACCAAGCUCACGAGGCCGUCCUGAACUCCAGCGACAUGCAGCAGAAGUUGCAGAACAACAGCGAGAUGCAAAAGCUCAAAUCCUCACUUUCAAAAUAUUUCCGCUGAAGGCAUGG